AUGCCUGAUGUGGUCAGAGGCGGGGCGGCCAAGGGGGGGAACCCUGGCUGUUGGCAUGACAUCUUUGACUUCGACUACUGCUGCGACCUCCGCCACGGCGCGGCUGGCAACGAUGAGUGCUGGGACGGGUACUAUGACUUCAAUCAUUGCUGCCGUACCCCGCUCUUCGCCUCCGCGCCCAAGGAGUGCUGGGCGGAGGCGCGGCAGAAUUUGCUGAGCUCCCCAUCGGCCGCGGCGCGGCAUCCGGUCCUGAAAGACGACGCAAACUUGGCCACCUUCUGCUGCCACGCUUCCGCCUUGAGCUCGGAAGUUUGCUGGGCCGCCGGACGUGGCGGCCGGGAAAUGCUCUUGGACCACUCCACAGGACAGCGGCUCUUUGAUACAAAGCAGGAGCUGGAAGGUCAAGUGCUGCACAAGAGGAGCUGUGGCGGCUUGGCCAUCUUCUCUCUGGACGUCUACGGCAGUGAAGUCCGAGAGGUUCGAAAGCAAAUCUCCGUGGGGGACGUGGUGAGGUGUGUGGGCACCUGGCGCGACUGCGGACGGAUCCUGGACGUGUUCUCCUACAGCAUCCGCCGGCGCUGGGCGGACCUGGGCGGCGGCGCCUCCUUCCAGGCGCCGAGCCUCAAGGCCCCCAGGGCGGCGCCUCCUGAGGAGCCGGAGGUGCCCGCGCCGCCUGAGCCACACCCUGGCUCCAGAAGGGCCUUGUGCAAGUUUUGGAUGAGCAACGGCACCUGCCAGCGCGCCAAGUGCCAGAACUUCCACCCAGCCCCCGAGGAGCUGCAAGAGGCCCGGCUUCGCUGGCGCCGGGAGCAGCAGCAACGCCUGGCGCUGAACGCGCAGCCGGACGACCCCCACGCGGACAAGAAGAGCCACGGCGCCCGCGCCGCUGUCUUCGCCCAGUGGCUUGAGGACACCUAUGGAGAGCGCCUCAAGCGCGGGGUGCUGGACAUUGGCGGCGGCCGAGGAGAGCUAGCCUUCGAGCUCAGCGUGAAGCGCCAGAUUCCCUGCACCGUGCUGGACCCCCGGUGCCCUGGGACAACGGAACCAGCCCUGUGGCAGGACUGGCACGUCUCCCGCCAGCAACGGCUCUGGCUGAAGAGCCAGGGGAUUCGCAGCUAUGGGGACUGCCAAGCCCAUGUGCUCGCCUGCCCCCUGAAGCAGUGCGGGGUUCGGGUCGACCAGGCGCUGUCCGCCGUGGAGAACAAGGACCCCGUCUGGGCUGAGGCGUUGCAGUGCGAGGUGGUGGUGGGGCUGCACCCGGACCAGGCCACUGGAGGCGUCCUGGACUUGGCGUCGAAGCUGCAGCGCCCCUUCGCCGUGGUGCCCUGCUGCACCUUCGCGGACGAGUUUCCGGACAGGCGCUUGGGAGACAGGCCGGUGAGGACAUACGACGACUUGGUCGAAUGGCUGCUAUCCAAAGGUCAAGCUGCGCAGAAGGACUACCUGAAAUUCUUCGGAAAGAACUUGGUGGUGUUUACAGUGUGA
Molecule: messenger RNA, 1485 nt
Organism: Effrenium voratum
Lineage: Eukaryota; Dinophyceae; Suessiales; Symbiodiniaceae
Source: the annotation of a GenBank genome assembly